AUGUCUGCACCAUCGUAUACGUUACCACCUCUUCCGUACGCCUAUGAUGCGCUGGAGCCGCAUAUUUCCAAGCAGAUCAUGGAAUUGCAUCAUGGCAAGCACCACCAAACUUACAUUACAAACCUCAACGCCGCAUUGAAGACACAAGCUGAAGCUGUGCAUACCUCCGAUAUCACCUCGCAGGUUGGCCUUCAAGCCGCUAUCAAGUUCAACGCUGGCGGCCACAUCAACCACUCGCUCUUCUGGCAGAACCUUGCCCCAGCCUCAUCCGCUGAGGCUAAGACAUCCGCCGCGCCGGAGUUGAUCAAGCAGAUUAACGCAAUCUGGGGCGACGAACAAGCUUUCUAUGAUGCGUUUAAGACCACUCUGCUAGGCAUCCAAGGCAGUGGCUGGGGAUGGCUGGUCAAGGUCGAGACAGGCAAGGAGCAAAGGCUGACCAUUGUGACCACGAAAGACCAGGAUCCUGUGGUGGGGAAGGGUGAAGUACCAAUCUUUGGUAUUGACAUGUGGGAGCAUGCGUACUACUUGCAGUACCUGAACGGAAAACCGGCGUAUGUAGAGAACAUCUGGAAGGUGAUCAAUUGGAAGACUGCGGAGGAGCGUUUCUUGGGGACGCGUGCAGAUGCCUUCAAGGUGCUGAGAGCAUCUAUUUGA
This is a messenger RNA of Paraphaeosphaeria sporulosa, 654 nucleotides long. RefSeq names its product manganese and iron superoxide dismutase. NCBI's taxonomy places the organism in Eukaryota, Fungi, Ascomycota, Dothideomycetes, Pleosporales, Didymosphaeriaceae. The record is from RefSeq and is a predicted model, not a curated record. The transcript has 4 exons. Gene Ontology annotation, cellular component: mitochondrion. Gene Ontology annotation, biological process: superoxide metabolic process. Gene Ontology annotation, molecular function: superoxide dismutase activity; metal ion binding. The coding region runs from base 1 to 654 and encodes 217 amino acids.